CCGGGGAUGCCGCCUGCCACUGGUCCUGCAGGAGGUGGUGCACCGGGGCGCCCUGAGGCCAGGUGCAUGAACAAUCACAUCCUUGGAAUUGGCAGUGGCUCUACAAUAGUUCAUGCUGUAAAUCGUCUGGCAGCAAGAGUGAAGCAAGAGAAUCUCAACAUUACUUGUAUACCUACCUCUUUUCAGGCACGUCAAUUGAUUCUGCAGAAUGACUUAAUCUUGAGUGACCUGGAUCGACACCCUGAGCUGGAUGUUGCCAUUGAUGGGGCGGAUGAAGUUGACUGGGACCUCAAUCUUAUCAAAGGAGGAGGGGGCUGCCUGACUCAGGAGAAGAUUGUUGCUGGCUAUGCAAAAUGCUUAGUUAUUAUUGCUGAUUACAGAAAGAAGUCAAAAAGCCUUGGAGAGCAGUGGAAGAAAGGGAUCCCUAUUGAGGUCAUCCCUAUGGCCUACAAACCCGUGACCAGGGCCCUGACCAAGAGGUUUGGGGGUGUGGCAGAACUGAGGAUGGCCGUCAGUAAAGCUGGUCCAGUGGUGACAGACAAUGGGAAUUUCCUGUUGGAUUGGAAAUUUGAUAAAGUUCAUAAAUGGGACGAUGUGAACAUGGCAAUCAAGAUGAUACCAGGUUGUUCUGUUCUGGGUCUCUGAACUCCCUUCUUGGCAUGCUUCACUGAGAUGCCAGGCGGCCAGCUCUGUUUCUGUUCACAGUGACAUUUUCUGUGAUUUUUUUUUUUUUUUGGGGG
This is a messenger RNA of Gekko japonicus, 740 nucleotides long. It is a transcript of the gene RPIA, whose product is annotated as ribose 5-phosphate isomerase A. Gene Ontology annotation, cellular component: intracellular membrane-bounded organelle. Lineage: Eukaryota; Metazoa; Chordata; Lepidosauria; Squamata; Gekkonidae. The transcript has 9 exons. Gene Ontology annotation, molecular function: ribose-5-phosphate isomerase activity. The coding region runs from base 7 to 645 and encodes 212 amino acids. Gene Ontology annotation, biological process: pentose-phosphate shunt, non-oxidative branch; D-ribose metabolic process. The record is from RefSeq and is a predicted model, not a curated record.